This is a messenger RNA of Drosophila bipectinata, 1046 nucleotides long. RefSeq lists its product as uncharacterized. NCBI's taxonomy places the organism in Eukaryota, Metazoa, Arthropoda, Insecta, Diptera, Drosophilidae. The record is from RefSeq and is a predicted model, not a curated record.
GUUGUGCAACUCUGGGUGGGUUGUUGCUCUCUAUGAGGCAAUUUAGAAGGCACAUAAAUUAGAAGAAAUAUAAUCGGAAACGUAAUCCAAGUAGAUCCACAGACAAUACUCAAAAUUCCAAAAAAAUAAAUACUCUUUUUCAAUAUCCGGUUGAUUAAAGAAACGCCAAUAGAAUCGUCAUGUCGCUGCCGAGUGGAAAAGGUCGUAGAACCCUUGGGAGUUCUGGAACUCCGCGGCCUAAUCCUCGGGCUGUGCACUUUGUUAGUCCACCCGAUGGCCACAAAAAGGCCGACAAUGUGCCCGGAUGCUCGAAAAAGUGCCUGGGGGCCUUGGUCUCGGAUCCGGUGGACUCGGUGGAGAGUCUGGGUGCGGAAGGAUCGCCGGGCACCUGCAACAUCCUGUACAAGAACAGCCUCCAGGUGACCGGUACGGACAAGGGGUACGAACCCGGCGCCGACUCCACCGACGACUGGGAGGAUGCGGAUAAGCUGGAAAUCAAAAAUAGAACCGUUCGACCAGAUCAGUGCGGUGUGCUGGAGACCCAAUCCCGGCCCGAUCUGGUGCCCGGCACUCGGCUAGGGGGCUUCCUGCGAGUCCUGGCCCGGAGCCUGCAGCACUGCUCCCUCAGCAUCGCCGCAGGAUUUGGGCUGAGCCAUCAGCACACGGCUUGGUACAAGCACUGCUGGCACAGUCCAAGUAGCACCCAGACCCGGGACAGCCUCCAGCUGAUGGACCAGCUCCACGAAAUGAGGGAAGUUCGGCGGCCAGGCUCCCCAACACCAAGCUCACGUAGGCCAGUUUCCAGUUGCACGGAACUGUGAUACAACACUUUUCCGAUUCCGGAACUUCAAAAGGUGUACAAUAGUUGAGUGUUUUUUGGAUUAAAAUUCAUCCGCAAACGAUCUCACCAUUUUGUUAGUCUUUGUUGUGGGAAGUACCAUUAUCCAUAGCCCGAGAACAGUAACAGAAGUACAUAAUUGCAUUCCUAUUGAGAUUUUCUGCGGUUGUAGGAAGUCCGGCAAGAAAUGAAUCAAUUAUCUAUCGAG